Molecule: messenger RNA, 2066 nt
Organism: Galleria mellonella (greater wax moth)
Lineage: Eukaryota; Metazoa; Arthropoda; Insecta; Lepidoptera; Pyralidae
Product: slit homolog 3 protein-like
Exons: 3
Coding region: 130-1377 (415 amino acids)
Cellular component (GO): extracellular matrix
Molecular function (GO): protein binding
Source: RefSeq, a predicted model, not a curated record
UUGUAUGUUCGCAUCGCCAUUUGUCAACGUUCCAUUUUUAUAUUACACCGUUUGAGUCAGUGCAUUUUCCUUUAAGAAAACAAUGCACCUGAAGUUUUCAUCUGAACAUAUCGUGUUAAAUCAUAAGAAAUGGGGUUAAAGUAUUGUGCUGUAUUUGUAUUAUGGUUCGCCAGUAUAGUUUGUGGUCAACUAUGUCCGAAACAGUGCGAUUGUGAUAUGGAAGACGGUUUGAACAGAGCGACCUGUAGUAAUCAAAAUAUUAUAGAAGUCGACGUGGGAGUGCCGAGAAUUGUUCAAGUGUACAGUCUUAGCCACAACGCUAUUACAGAAUUGGAUAAUUUUUGCUAUAAGGAGAUUGGUUACAGUUCGCUGAAAAUUUUAAAUUUAUCUUACAAUCUGAUAUACUGGAUUGGUUUACACGCGUUCGCCGGUUUGGAAGAGUUGGUGCAAUUGGAUUUAAGCAAUAACCGGCUGAGAGACAUCCAGUCAGAUUUGUUUUCGGACACACCAAAACUAGAUAUUCUCGAUUUAUCGGGAAAUAUUUUCGAAACACUGAAAAACGAACCUUUUAUAAUACACGACAAAUUACAGGUACUAAACUUACAAAACUGUCGAAUCAAAUUAUUUCCGGAGAGACUUUUUAAGCGACUGCCUAAUUUAAAAAAAUUGGAUUUGAGUCAAAAUUAUAUAAUAUCAUUUAAAACCGUUGUGCUCGAACCAUUACGCAAGCUAACUAGAUUGGAAUUGAAAAAUGAUUACUUGAAAUGCAGUUCAGAAUUUAUCGCAGCUGAGGCUUGGAUAGUGUCACGUGAAAUAUCAUAUUCAAAACAGUGUCGGAGGUCGAGACCUAAAAUGCUUGAAAGAAUGAUAUCUGUAGUAGAAGAGAAUAAAGCAGUCGAUAUAAAUGACGUAUGGAAUGUGACACAGACUGUGAAGAAAAACACAACGUUGCCAGCAGUUACCAGGGACACCAAUAGAACACUGACACCGUUUGAGAAAUUUGACAAAGAUUUUUCAGCGGUGCAAGCGCUCAUUAUGGGUCUCGAGAUAGGCCUGGGUAUUGGGAUAAUCGGCACCUAUAUAUGGCUGAGGGAAAUUUGUAAAUGUAGAAAGUGGAACUGUAUAAAAACGCAAACAGAAAGACAGAGGCGGAGAGCUCAGAGAGUAGCGGAUGGAGAUAUGAGAGCAAAUUUACUUUGGAGUAACGUGGUGAAUCCGGAUUUGGCGACUCCUCCGCAAAUACGUAGGGAGCUUUCUCUGCCUGAUGGUAGCACUCAGUUUCGAGCCCAAAGAAUUGCAGUAGACGCGGUUCGGUUACCACCAGACAGGUGCGAGACACCGCCGCCACCGUAUCACGAAUGUCGCAUCAAUAUAUAGAAUUACAGUUUUAAUAUUACUAUACUGGGGGUUCUACCAUAAAAUGAAAUUCCGAAUUCUCGGAGUCAAUUUCGUGUUUUUGUUCAUACCAAAAUCGGCCUAGUAAAAGGAGCUUAAGAUAUUGUUCGUCACAAAUCCUGCCAUAAAAGUCCAAAGGGACAACAUUUUAACAUUUUUAAUAUGUUUAUACGAUAUGUAUUAUGUAAUUUUAACAUCAAAUUUGUGUUUCGUUCAGCCCUGAAAUUUCAAAAAAUAUUUCAUGGCCCUAUGUUUAUGUUUGAAAGAUUUGUCUUUGAAUACGGUGUUUUUCAAACAUGUUUAAUCAUGUCUCACAAAAAUUGUAGAUAUUUAUUUCUAUAGCAAUGUACAAGUAUGUUUAUAAGGGGUAGAUGGCGUCCAAAAAAUAAAUUAAAAAAUGUUGCUAGAUUUAGAGGUCAUAGUAUCCCGCCAGACCAAGUUAAUGUCUGAUAUCGGGCAAAUUUUUUCAGUCUACUAUUUGUGAGGUGAUAGAGUGUAUUUGGACCAAAGUAUUUUUUAACUAAGUCAAAUAAAAAAUUAUUGGUGAUAAAGUAUAAAAAUGUGUACUGCCAAUUUUAUAAGGUACCUUAAAUUUACAAAACUAAGUAUUGUAUUUUUAUCAAUUUUGUAUUAACGUAGGAAUAUAGGAAAUAAAUCAGUAAAUCACACAA